UCACACUGUCGGGGACCUCAUCCGCUGUUUGACCACAAUGGCAACCAACAACCAAUCUAGUGCUUCUACCGAUGUUGAAGAAUUCGUCCGGUCAAUCAGAGGCAUUGACCGAUCGUCUUUCGCUUAUGACGGCGACCGUGUCAAGGCGUUGAAGGAGGCCUACGCUCUUAUCAGUCGUCUCGAGACCUCGUGGGAUACCGUGGUGCGCCUUUGUAUGACCGAGCCUGCCCUCAACGCAGCCCUCACAGUCAGCCAGGACCUGAACCUCUUCCAAAAGUGGCUGGAAGUAGGGGAAGAUGCCGAGCAGUCCGCCGAACAGCUUGCAGAACUGACAGGCUCGGAUCCUGCGCUCCUCGCUCGCAUCCUCCGCCAUCUAGCCUCCACCCACAUAAUCAUCGAAGUUUCCCCAGACCACUACAAGCAAUCCGCAUUCAGUAAAUCCUUACUUGAACCCGUCUUCGGGGCCUGGAUCCCAUACCUAAACGACAUGCUGAACCCUUGCUUCGCCAAAAUGCCCGCCUACCUCGCCCAGACCAACUAUCGCAACCCCAGCGACCCCAACGACGGCAUCUUCCAGUACACCAAAGAAUUCAAGGGCUCGCUUUUUGAAUACUACGACCAACACCCCGCCGAGAGCGCCGUCUUCAACAACGUCAUGGGUUCUGUCAUGGCCAAGCAGGCCGGCAUGCUCGACAUCUUCCCGUACGAGAGGCUGGCAGACUCGAAGGAAGCCGACUGCGCCGACCCCGCGCUCUUGGUGGACGUCGGUGGCAACGUGGGCCACGACAUGAACAAGUUCCUGGCGAAGCAGCCCGGUCUCGGCAAGCGAUUGGUGUUGCAGGAUCGCCCGGACGUGGUGAAACAGGCGAUUUGUCCCACAGAAGUGCGGGCGAUGGCGCAUGAUUUCUUUACGGAGCAGCCAAUUAAGGGCGCGCGCGCUUACUACCUGCACGGAGUUCUCCACGACUGGCCCGAUGAGGCGGCUCGCCAGAUUCUGGGGCAUUUGAGGGACGCGAUGACGCCCGGGUAUAGCACGAUUUUGAUUCAUGACCAUGUGAUUCCGGCGACGGAGGCGCAUCCACAGGCGACGGGCUACGACCAGACAAUGAUGAUCGUUGUGUCGGCGUUUGAGCGCACUGAAGGCAUGUGGCAGGGGUUGUUGGAAUCGGUGGGGUUGCGGGUGGUGAAGAUCUGGAGCUCGCCGCUGGCGAUUCAGAGUGUUAUUGAGGCGGAGUUGAGUCCGAAUAAUUGAGUUUUCGGUUUGAUUGUGGCAUGGAAGAAGGUGGAAUGAUGGUAAAGGGGGUUGGUAAAUGGGAGGAAUGGCCACCUACACAGUACUGUACAGAAUUAGUAAUUCAGUUAGUUGUC
This is a messenger RNA of Aspergillus saccharolyticus JOP 1030-1, 1368 nucleotides long. Its product is annotated as S-adenosyl-L-methionine-dependent methyltransferase. NCBI's taxonomy places the organism in Eukaryota, Fungi, Ascomycota, Eurotiomycetes, Eurotiales, Aspergillaceae. The record is from RefSeq and is a predicted model, not a curated record. The transcript has 5 exons. Bases 38 to 1252 code for a protein of 404 amino acids. Gene Ontology annotation, molecular function: O-methyltransferase activity.